AAUUCGACCAAAACAAGAAUGAAAUUCGAAAAGACCAAAUUGAUCCAAAAUGCAAGUGACACGUGAUCGAAGUACUAUAAAAAGUCGACAGCCGAUCCAUUGGGCACAUUCGAAUUCGUUCAACAGUUUCAUCAACAAAAUGGCUUUUAAGUUCGUAGUUUUGACCACUCUGCUCGCUGUCGCCCAUGCAGGCCUUAUUGGCGCACCCUUAGCGACUCCACUGGCAGCGCCCGUCUUCCAUCAUGCACCCAUAUCUUAUGCAGCUCCUGCGAUUUCUUACGGCGCUCCACUGGCUCCUGCUAUUGCUAAAGUAGCUGUUGCUGCUCCAGUCGCCAAGGCUGUUGUUGCUGAGGAAUACGAUCCCAACCCACAGUACUCUUUCGGAUACCAAGUGGAAGAUGCCUUGACCGGAGACAGUAAGAGUCAAAGUGAAACCAGAAACGGAGAUAUCGUACAAGGAUCCUACUCAUUGAACGAUCCUGAUGGCACCCGUCGUACCGUCGACUACACUGCUGAUCCAAUCAACGGUUUCAACGCUGUCGUACGCAAGGAACCUUUUGUAGCUAAAGCCGUAGUUGCUGCUCCCGCUGUCGCUAAGGUAGCCGCACCAGUAGCUUAUGCUGCACCCGCGCAGGUACUCCACGCUGCUCCAGUACUUCACUCUGCUCCAGUACUUCACUCUGCUCCAGUACUUCACUCUGCUCCAGUACUUCACUCUGCUCCAGUACUUCAUUCUGCUCCAGUACUUCACUCUGCUCCAGUACUUCACUCCGCUUCUGUACUUCACGCUGCCCCAGUAGCUAAAUUCGCCGCACCCUUAGCAUAUGGUGCCCCUGUUGCCAAACUUGCUGCGCCUGUGGCUUACUCUACCUCUUUGAUUCAUUAAAAACAUGCUCCUGUUGGAUAUUUUUAAAAAGCUCGAGGAAAAUACUCAAGAAAUAAUAAACUAGUAAAAAUUAAACUAAGUUAAUUGAAAUAUUUUUUGAGAAACCAUAUUAAACAAAAAUGGCUUUUACUUUUUUUCACUGUGUAUGCUUUUUUACGGUAAUAAUAUGGUGCCAGUAAAAUAUAUUUCGUUCGAGCUUUUUAAAACUAUCUACAUGGUAUAAAUGGCUGUAUGAUAA
Molecule: messenger RNA, 1124 nt
Organism: Diabrotica virgifera virgifera (western corn rootworm)
Lineage: Eukaryota; Metazoa; Arthropoda; Insecta; Coleoptera; Chrysomelidae
Product: larval cuticle protein A1A-like
Exons: 3
Coding region: 50-886 (278 amino acids)
Cellular component (GO): extracellular matrix
Source: RefSeq, a predicted model, not a curated record